AUGUCAAACUUACUUUAUCCUGCUUUAAAAGAUGUGGAGCAUACCAUUCCUAUCGAAAGAUUAAAUGUAUUGAGAAAUCAGGUGGAAUCAGAGAAACCUAAUCCUUCAUCUCAAUCAUUAUUCAAUUAUGCUUGGGGUCUUAUUAAGUGUAAGGGUCAUAGGUAUCAACAAGAAGGAGUUGAUAUACUAAAACAAUUAUAUAAAGAUGCUCCUGAAAUUAGGAAAGAUUGCUUAUAUUACUUAUCUAUGGGAUCAUUAAAGUUAGGUGAUUAUGCUAGUGCUAGACAAUUUAUCGAAGAAUUAUUAAAGAUUGAACCAGAGAAUAGUCAAGGUAUUGCUAUGAAAAGUGUCAUUGAAGAUAGAAUUACUAGAGAAGGGUUGAUUUCUCUCGGAAUUGCUGGAGGUGUUUUAGCUGUAGGUGUUGGGUUGAUAGGUGCGUUAUUAAGGAGAAAGCGUUAG
Molecule: messenger RNA, 459 nt
Organism: Yamadazyma jaroonii
Lineage: Eukaryota; Fungi; Ascomycota; Pichiomycetes; Serinales; Debaryomycetaceae
Source: the annotation of a GenBank genome assembly